Epithele typhae is the source of this 993-nucleotide messenger RNA. RefSeq lists its product as uncharacterized. NCBI's taxonomy places the organism in Eukaryota, Fungi, Basidiomycota, Agaricomycetes, Polyporales, Epitheliaceae. Bases 1 to 993 code for a protein of 330 amino acids. The transcript is spliced from 5 exons. The record is from RefSeq and is a predicted model, not a curated record.
AUGCCUUCGGAGAGCGCCGCGCACUGCCUGUGCGCGCUGAUCCCGCCGACCGUCCAGCACUACCUGCCCUCGACUGAGUCGCUCGAGGCCACGCUGUCGAUGGUGACGGUGGCACCGCGGCACCACAACGGGCACCACAAUGGGAACCAGGCCCAGCACACGAAUGCGAACGGCGCCGCGCCGCGGACCCCGACGAAGGCCAAGUCGCCGUCGCCACGGCGGGAGAGUGGGGACCUACCACGGAUGGGGAGUGGCGGCGGCAGCGGCGCGCAGAGCGACCUCGACCUCGGGCAUGGUCCCGGAUGUGGGCGCGGGGUGGGCUUGGAGAACGAGGGCGCGAGCGGGCACGGGCACGGGCACAGGAGCAUGGGGAACCUGAGGGAGGUGGAGCCUGCGAGCGCGGCGGAGGUCGCAACGCUCGUCGAGUUGAGCUUCGCCGAGAAUGUGCUCUGGGCGCUGUGCGAGACGGACUCUCUGAAGGGGUGCAUAGACGAGAUCGACCUGGGUCUGCAGUACCACCACGAGUUCCUCACCGAGAUCAUCAUACACGAUGAAGCGACCACGCUCCGGCCAGCAGAGGACCGAGACGUGGAUGGACUGAUCUACGUGUACGCGCGCGCUGGGCAGAACUCGCGCGUGCGUCGCAGAAACGGGCCCGAGGAGGACGGUCUCGAGGAGGAGGGCGGCGCGGAGGAGGGCGGCCUCGACACCACUCGUGACUCGUCCACAGGGAGUGGAAAGGUGUACCGUGUGCCGGCGGUGGUGACGUUCCCGCGCCUCCGCGAGCUCACCCUCGUCGACGCGGCGCCGGAGUUUCUCCGCCUUGAGGACGCGGUGGGGGUGUCGCUCACCCCAGUCGAGCGGGACUCAAGGAGGAGGAGGAGAACGAUGCGGCCGAACCAACAUGUUCGCAAACAAAACGACACUCGCAUACUUUUACCUCACGGAUCUAACUCCACGCGCAAUGUUGUCUAUAUAGAAAUUGUCAAGUGA